AUGAGAACAGCUGCCCUCCUCUUCACCAUCCUCUUCUUUAUGAGCCAAGUUCUGCCAGUCAGAGGCAACCUCAAGGAGAUCUGUGAGCGCCCAAAUGGCUCCUGCCGAAGAUACUGCAUCCAAACGGAAAUCCACGUUGGGAGAUGCUUAAAUAACAGACCUUGCUGCUUGCCCCUGGGGAAACAGCCAAGAAUCAAGAGUACAACAACCAGGAAGAAAUGA
Molecule: messenger RNA, 222 nt
Organism: Lepus europaeus (European hare)
Lineage: Eukaryota; Metazoa; Chordata; Mammalia; Lagomorpha; Leporidae
Gene: DEFB108B
Product: defensin beta 108B
Exons: 2
Coding region: 1-222 (73 amino acids)
Biological process (GO): innate immune response
Cellular component (GO): extracellular region
Source: RefSeq, a predicted model, not a curated record